This is a messenger RNA of Pseudo-nitzschia multistriata, 2289 nucleotides long. The record is from the annotation of a GenBank genome assembly. Lineage: Eukaryota; Bacillariophyta; Bacillariophyceae; Bacillariales; Bacillariaceae.
CACUCAUAUCCACGAAGCAGCACAAAAAUUGAACAACAAUACUAAGCAUUGUUGCAAGGCCGACCAUGAAGAAUUUUGAAACGUCAAGAAUCUUGGUUGCGGCAUUGGCUCUAGCGUCGGUGGAUUCGUCGCUUGCCUUCGUUGCACCCACCCCAUCGGCUUGUCUUGUCGGAAACAGCAACAACAUCGGCAAUGGAGCUCUAUCGGCAAUUCCCCCGGUAUCACCCGACAGCGUCGGAGAGACCUUCAGCAAUGGAUUUCAGAUCGCGGCGGUUUCCAUCGACUCGGUCACAUCCAGUGCUCUCUUUACCUACUUUGCCGAGAAGGUCAUCGACGCCUCCAUUCCUGCGGUCUUUGCAGCUGCCGUCAUUUUCUUUUUCUUUUCGCAAUUCAAGAAGGCCAAGGGAAAUUUCGGAAUGGACGAUGAGGCCGCCGAAAGUGCAACGGCGAUCAGCGAGCUGUACAACGAUCUCUACUCUAGCACAAGGGGUUCCGGCAAGACCAAACGCGGAGGACCGAUGAAUCCYUUCGGAGGUCCCGGUGGACCCCCGGCCCUGCCCAAAAAUCUUGGUCUUCCGAAGAAGGAGUAUCUGCGCAUURCCAAUAUCAACGAGCGGUUUGACUCGUACGACUUUUCUCUCACCCAGGCCACCGACUCGAAAGCCAAAGCGGCCGCCGACUUUCGUUCCAAGUCRUUCGACAGGGCUCUCGGGCUGGCCAUGAAUGCGGAACCCUCUGUCGAAGGAUCGACCGUGGCGGAAUUCUUGGCCCCUAGGGUCAAGGCCAAACUCAUUCGCAUCGAAAAGAAAUUCCUCAAAGAGGGCAAGGAUUUGCUCGAGGAUUUGCAAAAGGUUGAAAGCACUUUGGCAGCCGUAGCCAUGGACGCCGAAUUGGCAAAGCUCGGCGAAGAAGCCGAAAAGAUGAACGAGGACGACCUCAAGGUAAUCGACGCGGAAAUCGAAGCCAAGAAGGAGGAGGAAAAAGCCRACGAUGCCAAAUCCGAUAGCAAAAAAGACAACAAGAAGAUGGGCGCCAAAAAGGAGGAAUUGGUGAAGGAAGCAACCAAGUUGCAGACGCAAGUAAAGGAAUUGGAGCUUAGCUUCAUCGCGCAAGUCUUGGCUGCCGUMGGUCCAAAACGCGCUAUCGGUCUUCGAAACGCUCUGAUGGGAGACAUUGCCGUCCGCGGAACCGGAGGCCUCUUGCAACAAAUGGACCAACGCCCCCUGUCGCAAAUUCUCAAGGCCGGAACCGAUUCCCAGCAGAAGUCUGUUUUCGUGAUGGACUUUCCUGGUGACGUGCAGGCCUCGCAGCUGAACGAACUGCGCGAGGAAGUCACCGGUGUCAUUCGCAGUGCCAACCCAGGCGACGAAGUCUUGGUCAUCCUCCAGUCCGGAGGCGGAACCGUAACUGGGUACGGUCUCGCUGCCGGUCAGCUGCAGCGACUGAAAGAAAAGGGAUUGAAGCUAACCAUUGCCGUAGAACAGGUGGCAGCCUCCGGUGGAUACAUGAUGAGUUGYGUCGCUGAUCGCAUUAUUGCCAGUCCGUUUGCGGUCAUCGGAAGCAUUGGGGUGAUCUCCGAAAUCCCUAAUGUUUACGAGCGUCUGACAGAAGAAGGAAUGUAAGUAAUCGCCUUGCACAAAACAACUGCUCUACCGGAUUGUGCUUUUCUCCUUGGAUUCUCACCACAACUUUGCAUCCUCUCGUGGCAAYGCAUCGUCUCUCAAAUCUCAGCAAAUUCCAGACGGUGACGGCCGGUAAGUUCAAGCGYACCCUGACGCCCACCAAAAAAAUMACGAAGGAAGACCUGGCAAAAUCCGAGGAAGACAUUGCCGAGAUCUUCGAAUUGUUCAAGGGAUGGGUGGCGCAAAACCGUCCACAGCUCAACAUCGACGAGGUAGCCACUGGAGAGACGUGGUUCGGUCCCGCAGCCCUCGAAAAGGGGCUCUGCGACGAGAUCAGAACUGUCGACGACGUCCUCUUGGAUUACAUUGACAACGACUACAACGUCUACCAGGUAAAGUACGACCCUCCCCCGGAYAUWCCCACUCCCCUGGCCGCCUUCCUCGCAUCGGAAGACGGCAGUCCCAGAGCAGAUUCCGACAACUCGAUGGGCCGACGAGCCAUUCGUUGGUUGGUGCAAACCCUUGCCGAGGAGGUCAAGGCCGUUGCAUCCGUGGAGACCAACGCGCCUCUCGAGAAGAAAUACAUGGCGAAAGACGAUACCAUGGACCGCGUCAAAGCAUCCUCAGACGAUACAUACUUUUAAAAUCAUCUAGAGAAAAAUCCAUU